Salpingoeca rosetta is the source of this 339-nucleotide messenger RNA. RefSeq lists its product as uncharacterized. Bases 1 to 339 code for a protein of 112 amino acids. NCBI's taxonomy places the organism in Eukaryota, Choanoflagellata, Craspedida, Salpingoecidae. The transcript is spliced from 3 exons. The record is from RefSeq and is a predicted model, not a curated record.
AUGGAGGUCAAGGUCGGAUGCAACCUGGAGCUAGACAGACGAACGUCGUCAGAGCUGACAUUCUUUGGCCAACGGUGGAAACAGGCCCUGUACGAGGACUGCAACAUUCAGCGCGUGUGCCGAUUCAAUGGCGACACCGCAGACACCAUUGACGUGAUCAACGGGUACACGUUCCGCACGACAGCGCUCAAUAGCGCACAUGUGGACAUAGUCAAGGAGUGCGCGCGCGACAAGGACUUCCGCUUCAAUUUCUGCACCGUUUACGCAGUUGCAGAGCAGCAAUGCCGCCUUGCCAAGUCGAUUGCGUGGACCAAAUCGACGGCUGCCUCGGACGCGUGA